AUGGCAGUUGCCCAGAAGUUUGUUGCAGUGUUUCUGGUGUGCAUAUUUGUCCUUGCCGUCACGGCUGACGCUGCCAGGGACAAGGAGGAAUUUAAGAAGGAGGACAAGGCAUUUAAGGACGAGGAAAAGAUUCUUAAAGAUGAGGAUAAAGUUCUUACGGACGAGGAUAAGGCUCUUAAGGACGAGGUCGCCAAGGAAGAUGGCAAGGCUCUUAAGGCCGAGGCUAAAGAGGAGGCCUCGGCUCUUAAGGCCGAGGCCAAGGCUCUUAAGGUCAAGGCCAAGGCUCUUGAGGCCGAGGCCAAGGCUCUUAAGGAAGAUGGCAAGGACGAGUCCAAGGCUCUUAAGGACGAGUCCGAUGCUCUUAAGGAGGAGCACAAGGCUCUUAAAGACGAAACCAAGGCUCUUAAGGACGAGGACAAGGCUCUUAAGGAUGGGGCAAAAAUGUAG
Messenger RNA from Ipomoea nil (Japanese morning glory), 447 nucleotides. Its product is annotated as coiled-coil domain-containing protein 70-like. The coding region runs from base 1 to 447 and encodes 148 amino acids. The record is from RefSeq and is a predicted model, not a curated record. The transcript has a single exon. NCBI's taxonomy places the organism in Eukaryota, Viridiplantae, Streptophyta, Magnoliopsida, Solanales, Convolvulaceae.